Sclerotinia sclerotiorum 1980 UF-70 is the source of this 936-nucleotide messenger RNA. RefSeq lists its product as hypothetical. Gene Ontology annotation, molecular function: structural constituent of ribosome. The coding region runs from base 1 to 936 and encodes 311 amino acids. Gene Ontology annotation, cellular component: mitochondrial large ribosomal subunit; ribosome. The transcript has a single exon. The record is from RefSeq and is a predicted model, not a curated record. Gene Ontology annotation, biological process: translation. NCBI's taxonomy places the organism in Eukaryota, Fungi, Ascomycota, Leotiomycetes, Helotiales, Sclerotiniaceae.
AUGGCACCCAAACUCCCCACCAGCUGGGCGCAAAUCCCACCCUCGUUUCUCCUCCCCGAAUCUCUCCUCCCCCUCAUAACCAAGCGCGGUGUAAAAUAUGGCUGGACGACAGCCCCUCCCCGCUCCCACCCCGAACGCUUCAACCAGCAAAGUGCCGGUUUACCCAUCCUCUCCGCCUCAUCAACGGCUGCUCUCGCCCGCAAAGAUUUCACCCUCCCCCUACGCACCGGUGCCCUCGGUAUCAAAAAAGGAAUGACCGCGCUCUACGAUCCUGAAACCGGUGUCCGCACACCAUGUACCGUUGUGCAACUCGAUCGCGUACAAGUCGUUGCGCAUAAGACCCGCGAAAAGAACGGGUAUUACGCGGUACAAGUUGGAGCUGGGUGGAAACAUCCUAGCAAUGUUUCAAGGCCCGAAUUGGGACAUUUUGAAGCGAGUGAAGUAGCGCCGAAGAGACAUAUGGCUGAAUUUCGUGUGAAGAAUGAGGGGGGAUUACUAGAGGUUGGGAGGAGUAUUGGAGCGGAGUGGUUUAUAGAGGGACAGUUUGUGGAUGCGAGGGCGAAUAGUAGGGGAAUGGGAUUUGCAGGAGGAAUGAAGAAAUGGGGUUGGAGUGGUCAGCCGGCUAGUCAUGGUAAUUCGAAGAAUCAUAGGACGAUGGGUAGUGCAGGUGCAAGUCAGGGGAGUGGUUCGAGAGUUCAUCCGGGAAAGAGGAUGGCGGGACGUAUGGGAAACCAUCAGGUUACGAUUCAAAAUGUAAAGGUGCUGAAGGUGGAUGCUGAGAAGGGUUUGGUGAUCUUGAAUGGGUGUAUUGCGGGCCCGGAUGGAUGUGUUGUGAAGAUCCAAGAUGCCAUUAAGAAGCCAUGGCCAAAGGUACCAUCGAUGCCUGCUCUGUUAGAAGGAACCAAAGAGCCAGCGAAGAUAGCUGCUACUGCAUGA